CAUUAUUGAUUUAAAUAUUUUCCAUUAUUUUCCCUCGAUUUUUCAUUAUUUUUAUUCCCAAAACCAUUUUUUUUUAAACAACCGGACAAUCCUGUUCAUUAAUAAUUUUGUUUGCUCAAACCAAAACUUUCAAACUUUUCGCGGGCUUUCUCCUUACACUCUCCGAGAGGCGCCAUGUUUGUUUCUUUUGAAAUUUUUCAAAUCAGCUGGUAGCGUUGGUCGUACUAAAUAAUUGCAUCAGCGUACAAAGUGUGUCCGAUUCGGACGCCAAAUUCUUUCGAAAUUCGUGUAAAGGCGUCGUCAUCAUCAUUUUCCAAUCGAGCCGAAAAAUAAGGAUGCUCUGCAAUAACGACCAUGGAGGAGAUUGAACUCGUCGCUCGUCGCAACCACCCUUCCUCGCACGACCAAUUAUUAUUAUUUUCAUCACCCCAAUUUUCGUAAGAGGUGGAAUUUAAAAAAAAAAGAUGCAUCACAUCCGACGGUGCUCGACAAGGAUCAGCGCCCUGCUGACCUCCAACUCCUGCGAACUCCGCUCCGUAACCCCUUUGUCCGCCUCCUUCUACAGUGGCAAAAUUGCUGCAAAGUGGAGGAAACCCGAAGAUCUCGGACACACGAUGAUACUCGUCCAGGACGGCUGCGAGAUCAACGAACUACCGGUCAUUGUUCGGAAGGUGAACGACUUCAUAGCUUUUGACACAACGUCCGAACUGCCUCCGAAAGCGCCUCAGCCUUCGUACGGAGAGCAUGAAGACGAGGCUGUGAGUGCCAUUGACCGGUGCCACUCGCUCAAGUCGCUCUACUCCCUCUUGGAGAUUUUGCCCAAGGAGGAGGUGACGCCGAUCAUCGCCGUGCACGCCCUCAAACGUAUCCUUGAUCUGGAAAACAACCACCAGUUUCGGAACCAAGAGAACAACAAGGACGCCAACUUCACUCGGGCAGCGGUCGUCAGCGAGUUGAUUGACAUCAUUGUUACGGGGAAGGACGAAGCGUCUGUGGUCAGGGCCCUUCGAAUCGCGGCCAGGGAUUUGUCUGGCUGCAGGGAGCACAAGGAGAGACUGAAAAACGAGGUUCUCGUGCGGGCCACGGAAAACAGACUGAAUUUGAGUCUCUUGUGCGACGCCGUCCGGUCCUUCGCCCACCUGCGGUCGGAAGACGUGGACAAAUUGUGGGUCGGGUUUGUGUCUCGGGAGGCCGAGAUCUCGGAGUACAACGUUCUGGAAAUGUUCCGGGUGUUGCCCUUUUUAAAGGAAAGUCGGCAGGCAAUUUUCCAGAUUUUGGAAAGAAAGAUGAUCGGCCCGACUGGCUUUUGGUGGCAGAUAAGUCCGCGGCAAACUAUUGUUGGAGAAAUUUUGGCGUUGAUGAAGUCGGCAAGACUUUCGUCGGUGCGGCUGCUGGCGGCGCUCAGCAAGUGGACCAACAUAAAUAUCCAUCUCAUCAAACCGGAGCACCUGAACUGCAUCAUCACGGCAUUUUCUUCCCACAACUAUUCGGACAACACGCUCAAAGUGGCAUUGGAGAGAUUCGUCAAAGCUAAUCAAAAGAAGAGCAAACCUCAGGCUCAACAGAGUCUCUAUUCCAACCUAAUGGCCCACAUCAUGAAAUUCCGGCACCGCUCGGAGAUGAUUCUGGACGGCGGCGCCACUUUCUUUGUCAAGUGUCCAAACCUGACGCCAACCCAAAUAAUGCACCACCUAUCAGCGUUCGGCCACCUCAACUACUUGCCCAAAAACGCGGACCAAUUCUGGAAGCAUGUGGAGACCAGCCUUGACGCCAAAUUCGCGCAGUUCAAACCGACUGACGCCCUCAACACGCUGCUGUACUGCAUCUAUUUGCAGAAACACCCUCUCAACUUUGUCACCCGUGUAUUCAACCCCAACUUCCUUGACAGACUGUCUGACGACUCGAUGGCCCAACCACAGCCGGAAGCCUCACUUGUAAUCAACCGGUUCAAACUGCAAGCGCUGGACGCUGCCCUGACCCUCGAGUGUCCCACCACCUACAACGGUCCACUCUUGCCAAAAACGCCGACGCGUCCUGUCUGGCAGGACGGACGAAUUCGAAGCAUGAGUUUUUAUUUGAGGGACGUUUUGAGCAACACGGAGAGACAAGCGACCUCGUCCGUCUUGUUAUCGGAACUGCCGGGCAUUGAGUUGUUCAUGGUCGACCUGGUGCUACAUCCGACUGUGUGCACCUGGAACAAAAAAUUGGACAAUGUGGACAGGUCGCAGUGCGCGAUCUUGUUGAUCCAUGUGCCGGAGCACUACAGCCGCGAUGGAAAAGUUCUUACUGGACCUCAGGCUCUGCGAAAGCGAAUUUUCCAACUGCUCGGGUUCAAGGUGGUCGAUCUGAACUACGACACUCUGAACAGACUGAAGGUCCAUCCCUACGCUGUCAGACAACAUGUUGCGAAAAUGAUGCAGGACAAAUGAGGAUGGAUUGUUACGUCUAGUCUUUUUUUCUUGUUAAAUCUUUCAAUAAAGGAAAAAUCGAUGAAAUUUUAA
This is a messenger RNA of Neocloeon triangulifer, 2501 nucleotides long. Its product is annotated as FAST kinase domain-containing protein 3, mitochondrial-like. Lineage: Eukaryota; Metazoa; Arthropoda; Insecta; Ephemeroptera; Baetidae. The transcript is spliced from 4 exons. Gene Ontology annotation, biological process: regulation of mitochondrial mRNA stability; mitochondrial RNA processing. The coding region runs from base 465 to 2429 and encodes 654 amino acids. Gene Ontology annotation, molecular function: RNA binding. Gene Ontology annotation, cellular component: mitochondrial matrix; ribonucleoprotein granule. The record is from RefSeq and is a predicted model, not a curated record.